AUGGCCCCCCGGAAGCCUAGGUGCAACUUCAAGGAGUGCAAGGAGGCUGCCCAGCGAAUCGUUGGAGACUGCAGCUUCUGCCGCGGCCAUUUCUGCUCCAAGCACCGGAUGCUGGAAGCCCACUCCUGCUCCGGGCUGGAGGACUGCAAGAAGGAAUCCCACGCCCGCAAUGCGGACAAGUUGAACAGCGAGCGGACGGUGGUCGUCAAGGGGGUAUGA
Molecule: messenger RNA, 219 nt
Organism: Penicillium chermesinum
Lineage: Eukaryota; Fungi; Ascomycota; Eurotiomycetes; Eurotiales; Aspergillaceae
Product: AN1-type zinc finger protein TMC1
Exons: 1
Coding region: 1-219 (72 amino acids)
Molecular function (GO): zinc ion binding
Source: RefSeq, a predicted model, not a curated record